GUAAAUCCUCUGCUCGAGAGCAGUUCAAAGGUGCUACAGUGGUGCAGUGGUGCUCGCAUCGGAGACAUCGACGACUCCAACGCGCAGAAGACCAGGAGUUCUGUUUGGGUCGUGAGCCGUCGAUCUGUUCGUGAUCUCCAGGCGAACGAUGGCGUCAGCGAGCUCUCGAGUCGCCGCCGCAGUGCGCGAGGGCAGGCAGCUCCCGAAACGGGCCAU
Gryllus bimaculatus (two-spotted cricket) is the source of this 216-nucleotide messenger RNA. The record is from the annotation of a GenBank genome assembly. Lineage: Eukaryota; Metazoa; Arthropoda; Insecta; Orthoptera; Gryllidae.